GAUUACAAGUUGCAUGUUUAAUUUUUGUUUAAUAAUUCCAACUUAAUAUGAACACUUUAUUUUGGAUAAUAAAGCUACCAAUUGUUGGUAUAGCUGUGGGCUUUUUAACAUUUAUUAUAAGUUUUCUAAACCUCGUUCAAAUUAUUGACCACUUCAAUAAACAAAAACAUAGACUUCCUGGGUUCAUAUUUUUUACUGCAAACGAAAACAUAUUGAAAUGGGAAAUUGCCAUUUAUUCCAUGUUUUUGAUUUCGGGUCUUUUCCUUAUAGUUGGUACCAUCAAGAAAGUACAUCAAAUAUUCUUACCAUGGCUGAUUUUAACAGCCUUUGGAAUUCUAUAUGGAGUUGUUUGUACUUUAUUCCAAUUAUUCUUUGUCAUGGGUAGCUUUUACUUUUUUGGCAAUAACUUUUUGAUUGGUGCUAUUGGUCUUAUCUUCUUAAUAAGUUUCUGUAUUUAUGUAUGGAUUGGAAUUGUGCAAUUAUAUUCCAAUAUUUAUGAGGAAAAAGAAAAUGAAACUGAAGUAGAUCCAGAGAAGCUACAGCCUGAUGAGAAAAUGGCUGUAAAAAACUUAUGAGAUGCUAAACAUUAAUAUGUAAUUCUACAUAUUCUAACAUCGGGAACAAAAAAUAGAAAGUGGGUUGUACAACGAACCAGAGUUGUAAAAAUAUCAAUUUAAAAACUAUGCAUUUGAAAUUUAAAAAAAUUAACAUAAUAAAAAUGUUAUUGCAACUGAAAAAUAUUUGAAUUGAAAAUAAAAUGUUUGUUUUAAAUUAAAAUAUUUCUUACAAU
This is a messenger RNA of Episyrphus balteatus (marmalade hoverfly), 790 nucleotides long. RefSeq lists its product as uncharacterized. The transcript is spliced from 4 exons. The record is from RefSeq and is a predicted model, not a curated record. The coding region runs from base 48 to 575 and encodes 175 amino acids. Lineage: Eukaryota; Metazoa; Arthropoda; Insecta; Diptera; Syrphidae.